Molecule: messenger RNA, 1677 nt
Organism: Phoenix dactylifera (date palm)
Lineage: Eukaryota; Viridiplantae; Streptophyta; Magnoliopsida; Arecales; Arecaceae
Source: RefSeq, a predicted model, not a curated record
GGAAAGGUAUGAGAAACUUUUUACCUGCAUCAAAUAUUUUCUGAUGGAAGAAGGGCCCAGUGAAAAUUGCUACGUGGGUGGGGUUAAUUCCCCUCAUUUUGUUUCAGUAAAAACACAAAAGCCAGCUAAGAGACUUUCAACUAGUGGCCGUGGCCUUGAUCUCUUUCUCAAAAGCAAUCGUUUCCCACCGCUACUGUGCCAGCUUGCAACGGCGUCGGUUCUCCCUCUGAAACAAAUUUCUUUUCUUCUAUUGUCUCGCCUUGCAGCAAAACCAAAGCUAAAAGUCCACUUCCAAGAAAAGGAGAUGACUUUUUUUGAAAAAGGAACCUUACGAAGAACUCUCUCAACUACUCCGCUUUGACUACCCACAAUAAUAUCAAUACGUGGGAUGAUGUCUGGACGCCAACUCAGCACCAAAACCUUGAGCAACAACAAAACCAAGAGAAAAACGAGAGAGCGGCAGAGCAGACGAAGCAAGAGCUGAUAUCGGCAUUCUCCAAAAUGAUGCAACCCUCCAUCCUAUCUCUCGCCUCAGAGAAGGUGUUGACCACAGAACUUGAGCCUGACAAUGCCAUCGACUUUGCGAACAUGGAAGAUUUCCUCACCAAUCUCUGGGCUUCUUCUGAUGACGCCCGCACGUCUGCCAUUGCUCCUAACACCAGCUCCAUCUCUCCACCACUCCACAGCCAAGCCUCCAGCCUCCAUUCCCCAUUUUGUCAGAAGACCAUGGAUGAGGUCUGGGCAAAGAUCAAGAGGGAGCAAACCGUCGACAGCCCCCACAUUGGAUAUGCCCAUGGUGCUUCUCACCAAUCUCCCCUCGAGGAGAUGACACUCGAAGACUUUCUUGUAAAGGUAGGUGUAAUAAAAACAGGACACAAUUCUUGUCUUCUCUUUUCACUUUCUCCACAACAGAGCCCAUGCAAUAAUUCCAGCCUACAAAUUGAUGGUGAAGAGAGAGAGUUCAACCAUAUGCUGGAAUUGGGGUGCAAGGACCCAGGGAGUCUCGUGUGCACCAAGAGUGGACCAUCUUUAGGAGGAGUCCAUCUUGGAGGGGGAGAGAACAUGGGAGAGGCAGGGUUUGGGGCACAGUGGCUGGAGAUGGGAUCACCAGUAAAGCCGAGAAAAAUAAGCCCCGCGUCCACUGACAGUCUAUCACUAGAGCAUGCGGACGGGCUUGGUGUAUAUGGUAGGGAGGAAGCAGGAGGGAGGAGCGGAAGGGGAAAGCGGGCUUUGAAUGAGAUGAUAGGGAGGGUGAUGGAGAGGCGAAAGAGGAGGAUGAUCAAGAAUCGAGAGUCUGCUGCUCGUUCUCGUGCCAGAAAGCGGGCCUACACCUUGGAGCUAGAAACAGAGGUCAAUCAGCUCAAAGAAGAGAAUGCCCUACUCCAAGAAGACAAGCAAAAGCUCUAGGCAGAAACAAGGCAACUGCUAGUUGAGUUGAUGGAUGAAAAUGCAAGGUUCAGUGCACAGAAGGCUAAGUACACCCUUCGCCGGUGCAAUAGUUGUUUGUGGUGAAAUGCCUUCAUGAGCAAUAAUCAAAGACCACCAGUAUACUCAAGUGCAGCAACAUCAGUAGUUGUUAUGUACCUAAAGUAAAAAUAAUGAUGUAAAUGGAGUGCAAACUUUCUGCACCCGACUCUAUCUCUUUUAUCAGUUUUCCAUUGAUUUUUUUGAAGAAAG